AGAAACUUCACUUGGCUGUAUUUGGCACUGUUCUUCUGGACAUGACAGAGCAUGUGAAGAAGUAUGGGCUUUACUGCUGCUGUGCCACAGGUCUUCAAGAACUCACAUAGAAAAAAUCUGAUAGCUCAGUGGUUUGAGCAUUGGCCUGCUAAACCCAGGGUUGUGAGUUCAAUCCUUGAGGGGGCCACUUAAGGAUCUGGGGCAAAAAUUGGUCCUGCUAGUGAAGGCAGGGGGCUGGACUUGUUGACCUUUCAAGGUCCUUUCCAGUUCUAGGAGAUUGGUAUAUCUCCAAAUAUUUCAUUUCAAAUAAUAAUCCAAGCCAUUUCUGUUUCCUGGGCAGAGUGGCAGCCACCAUCUUUUUCAAUAACUUAUUAACCAGUGUGGAAAAGGGGGUUGAGGGUGAAAGACACUGGUCCUUCUCUCGCCUUUUUCUCUGUGCUCUGAUUUGUUUCUCUUCAGGCAACCAGGCUGCCUCCGAACGCCUCUUUAACUAGGGCUUGUCAGUAAGAAAAUGAGCUAUUUUACUGUGCAAUUACAGUGCCUGCUGAAUGCUUGUCAUCACAGCAGUAGGAACCUGCUCUGAAGUGUAUAUCUGCUGGAGAGGGAAUUACAGCAACCAGGGCAGAAGUUAUAAAUAUGCAGUGAGACUUGCAUACCAAACUCCAUCUGUUUGUGUAAGUAUAUAAAACACUGACAAUAAGACACGGAUUUUUUGGCCAGCCAAGGAAAUAAAUGCUCAUAAGACUCCAUGCUUUUGAUGGAGUUAUACUCAGGAGAAAUAAAUAAUUAGGUGUGCUCAUAAAAGUGGGUAGGAUCAAAGAAGUAAUAAGUAUGUACUGUAUAGUGUAGGCAGAGGUAUGUAAAUACAUAUGUAUUCUGUCUGAAUAAGGUCUCCAGUGACCUCUUCAUCAGCAAAUCUGAGGUCGUCUACACCAUCCCCCUCCUCAAUCUUCUCUGCUGCUUUUGACACGAUCACUUGUCCUCUUUUUGACAUUGUGACUUCACUGAGUUUGAGGUCCUCUCCCCUCUACCUGCUUUUUCAACGUUUAGUGACUUAGGGCAGUAUAUAUAGCAGAGUGGUGCUGGUAGAGAGAGUAGUACAAAUCAGAGAGUGAGGGAAACGAAAUAAGAAGCCUUAAAAGGUAAAAAGGUUGGGAAUAACAAAUGGUGAGGAAGCCAGAGAAAAUGAAAACAGAUCUAGAUGGGAAGUGAGAUUAUGUUGGGCCUUAUGAGGCUGAGACAUGAAACCCACUUCUGGCACCCUCAGUAACUCAGGCUAUCACUUCUGCUUUUCUUAUGCCUGCCUUCUCAGUUGCCUUCUCUCAGAAGUGUCUCGCUGUGCUAAUCUCCAACAUCACCUAUAGUUAGGCGGACAAUGCAGUAAACUUAACUAACUAGGUCUGGCUAUUUAGUUACAAUUGAGCAAGAAAAACUUUCAUGCCCUCUACUCAGACUGACAGUGCAUGAUUUCAUCCUCUUUUUGUCAUGCCCUAGCAUCAUGUCAGUCCCUCUGUGAUCUUCAAUUAAUUGCCCCUGUCUUCAUAUGUUAACAAUGAUCAAUUUUGCCCCUCACCCCUAUUUAUAAUGCCUUGGUCAGUUCAAGGUAUUAAGUCUUGAUUAGCAUUGUGCACUUUGCUGCUUCUGUUAGCUCAAGACUCAGCACCUUGCGUUGUCAAGUUACAGUCUAUGCUUUAAAUUCAUUAUCUUCGUUAAAUGAAAUCUUUAAUUCAUGGCCUCCUAAUUUCACACAGGUGUAUAUUGAACCGUGCAAUGGGCUUUUUAUACACUUCAAGGAAUUCUUCUGAGUCUAUGUAAAGGGCUCUUGAAUAAACAGACCUUGCACAUCACAACCAAUUUGGUGUUUUUUAAGAGUUACCUCUGACACUCAGGGCCGGCUCCAGGCACCAGCGAAGGAAGCAGGUCCCUGGGGCGGCCAAUAGAAAAGUGCAGCACUCCGACCAUUAUUGGGGCAGCACGUCCGGGUCUUCAGCGGCAAUUCGGCGGCGGGUCCUUCAUUCCGUCUCUUCCUUUUUGGCGGCAGCUCAAUCGGGUUUUUCUUUUUUUCUUUUUUUUUUUCCUUGGCUGCUUGGGGUGGCAAAAAAGCUGGAGCUGGCCCUGCUGACACUGGAUCUUUUCAAAGGAUCUCUAUACACCCAUUCUCCUCUCUAGUGUCUCUGGGUAAACAUCCCACUUUAGGAGAACCUUUGUAGGAUGUUAAUGGUUCCUCCUACUCAGGUUUUUCAGGCUCAAUUGUCAGAUAAAGUAUCAGAGGGGUAGCUGUGUUAAUCUGGAUCUGUAAAAAGCGACAGAGAGUCCUGUGGCACCUUAUAGACUAACAGAAGUGUUGGAGCAUGAGCUUUCAUGGGUGAAGACCCACUUCAUCUUCACCCAUGAAAGCUUUUGUCAGAUAAAAUCACUUCUUUAGACUCAGUAUUUUUUCUUACCUAUUUAUAGCAAAUAAUAUAUAGCAGUUUGUCAGGACUCUGAAUGUCACAACUUGUUUGACUUUCCUUAAGGAACCCUCACUGACUUUUGGUCUAUACUGAAAAUUGAGAUUUUAACGAACAGAGAAGGAGUGCAGGAUGGGUAAGUAUUUCCAGAUGUACCACCGUGGUCCCAGUUCAUAACACUGACACCAGCUUCAAGCCGGAAUGCUAAAGGUUUAGGUGCUACCCCAGGAAUGGGAUGAUAUACUAAAGCUGACCCUUCUAUGCUGUUCCAGUAGGUUACAUUACAAGUCUCCUCUUUUGGAAUAAGACCUAAAACCUUUCCACCAGCUUUGGUGGCUAUCCAAGUGGAAGUAAUGAAUAGGUGUCGCUGCAAAUAAGUACAGAUGUUAUUGGCAACAACCCCCCUAAAGCCCAGCUGAGUUUCAGGCCAGAGUGUAGAAUGGAGAUGAUCAAAAAAUUUUCCUUAAACAGCUGCUUUCCUUGUCUGGAAUCGCCCUGGCUGGCUCCAGAAAUUGGAAACCGAGCAAGCAAAUAAAUAAAUAAUCCUGAAGUAGUGUGGACUGACAACCAGAUAAGCAGGGCAGACUGGACUUGGUCCAAAAGCUUCUAACAGCAAAGGUUGCUUCUUGACCCUCCUCAUUUAACAGAUUGUGUUGAAGCUUAUUUCAAGAACAAAGAAGAUUUUAGACUGAUGUUGCACAAUGAAAUAAUGUUUUGGCAUCUAGGAGGAAAAUCUUGUACUUCUCAUUGUGAAGCAAAAAAUGAAGACCAAUAUGCUUCACAUUUGCUCAAGGUUCCUGCAGUCCAGACAAGCUAGUUGUUUUAAAUGCAUGAGAAGCAACUGAUAAACUGAACUGAUUAUUCUUCCAUGUCUUGUUUUGUUUGUUUGUUUCCAGGAGAUGUCACUGUUAUGCAGCUACGCAUGCACUUUCUGUCUGAUAAAGGCUAAUGACGAUAUAAAGAGAUUUGUUAGUGUUAGAUUCUCCAUAUUAGUAGCAAAACUCUGGCCCUUCUUCACAGCCUUACUGGAAGAAGUUUGGUGAGCUGUUGGGACCCCAUUGUGACAUCAGGCCUGAGCAUGCAAUGAUGUCAUCAGCAUUCAGCUAUGAGCAAUCUUGAGGCACUUCUGAAUCCCACAGAGAAGGAGAAUUUCUCUCUCUCGUUCCCCUCAACACCAAAUGAACCAGUUAGGAAGUUGCUGCUUCAGUGUGACUGAGGAGGCCUCAUUGCCUGAGAUCCAAGCGCCGCUUAUCCUUUCCCUAAUAACACCUGAAGAUGGGACCUUUUUUCUUUCUGCUCUACGGAACAAAAAGCCAACAGAGCCUGUGACAACUCAGCCAACUCGUGGGGUUGGCAUGUCCACCAUCGCAACAGUCGUACGGACCGGAGGAGAUUGGACCACUGGCCUCUUUGGUAUCUGCAGUGACAAGAGUGUUUGUGUCUGUGGGGCCUUGUGUAGCCCAUGUCUAGAAUGCAGCCUUGCAAGGCACUAUGGGGAGUGCCUCUGUUUCCCGCUGCUGCCAGGUUCCACCUUAGCGAUGAGAGUCGGCGCCAGAGAGAAAUACAAGAUACGAGGAACCCUGUGUGAAGACUGGAUGGCAGUUCAUUGUUGCUGGCCUUUUGCUGUUUGCCAAGUGGCCCGAGAGCUGAAGAGGAGGGCUACGACCCAGAUCUAUGAAAUAAACACUGCUCCUACAGCUAAAGAUACCCUAGUUUAAAAAUUCCCAGCCAGAAAGCUUGACUCACGAUACUUCCCCUCCUGCCAAUGUAAAAUACCUUAUUUUUAGAAAUAAAAUGCAUUUGUGUCUUACAGCAAAGGCUUUCUAAUACUCCUGCAAGGCUGUAUAUGUUAAACUGUGAUAUAACACCUAAUCGUCUCAGCUGCAAAUUUCCAUAGUGCAACCAUAUUAUGUGGUUCAAUGAUCUAAGGCCUGUUCUGAAGUAUGGCACUGUUGACCUCUCUCUCUGGGUA
Messenger RNA from Gopherus flavomarginatus (Mexican gopher tortoise), 4422 nucleotides. It is a transcript of the gene PLAC8L1, whose product is annotated as PLAC8 like 1. The record is from RefSeq and is a predicted model, not a curated record. NCBI's taxonomy places the organism in Eukaryota, Metazoa, Chordata, Testudines, Testudinidae. The coding region runs from base 3629 to 4168 and encodes 179 amino acids. The transcript has 5 exons.